ACGUCACCGCCCGUUAAUUUGAAUACAGCACCAGCUUCAUUUCAGUGUUGACAGUGACUGGUGGCGGUCGCGUUUGUGUGCUAGAUGAUUUGUAACGAACAGAACGCUGUUGCGGAAAGUUAAGUAAACGUUUGGGCUUACCGUGGACCAACUAUGGCUACGAUAACGUGUCGAGUGCAAUACCUGGAGGAUUCGGACCCGUUUGUGUGCUCCAAUUUCCCCGAGCCCCGCAGACCACUUCAGUAUGACUUGAGCGAACAUUUGCCGCUGAACGAACAGAUCGCCGGUGUUCACAAACUGUUGGAAGCGCCGCUAAAGCUUGAGGAGUGUGCAUUGCAGCUGGCUCCUAACGGAAACUACCUGGAUCUGGAAUCAUCACUGGCAGAACAGAGAGAUGAUCUGGAACAGUUCUAUGAUGAUGUGGCCAAAGGCAAAAAGCCCAUCCUGAUUCUCCGUACACAACUAUCCGUGAGGGUUCAUUCCAUUCUGGAGAAGUUGUACAACUCUCAUGGCCCUGAGCUUCGGAGGUCCUUAUUUUCUUUAAAGCAGCUAUUUCAGGAUGAUAAGGACCUGGUUCCAGAAUUUGUUGUCUCAGAGGGUCUCAGCUGUUUUAUUAAAGUGGGUGCCGAGGCAGAUCAUAACUACCAGAACUACAUCCUCAGAGCUCUCAGUCAGAUCAUGCUGUUUGUAGAUGGGAUGAACGGUGUAAUAAACCACAAUGAGACUGUACAGUGGCUGUACACACUGAGUGGCAGUCUGUCUCGGCUGGUUGUGAAGACUGCACUCAAGUUGCUGAUAGUGUUUGUGGAAUACACGGAGUCAAACAGUCCUCUGCUUAUUGAGGCUGUCAACAUUGUGGAUGGGAAGAGAGGUGUAAAGGUAUGGAUGUAUCUGACAGAAAUUCUGUCAGCUAGGAAUGGAGCAGACACAGAGCUGCUCAUCUACACCAUGACCCUCAUCAACAAGACUUUAGCUGCUCUUCACGAUCAGGACUCAUUCUAUGAUGUAACAGACUGUUUAGAGCAGCUAGGAAUGGAAAGCAUUGUGCAGAAGCACAUGACUAGCAGUGGCAUUGAGGCAGAUCUUAAACAACAGUUCAUCAUUUAUGAGAAUGCCCUCAAGUAUGAGGACGGAGAAGUUGAUGAUGCAGUAACAAAUGUGCGAAAGGACCGAAGGAAACUGAAACCCAGCGAGCAGGAGGGCAGGAGGAGUCGGCGAUCAUCAUCUAACAAUCUUUUCGAUGGAAGCCUCUGCUCGGUUCGGCCUAACUCUCCUAUUGUAUCCGUCUCUUCUCAAAGCCCUACUGCAGAGGUGACCCGCACUGACUCUCCUCAGCUCUCGGAAUCUUCUCAUCCUCCUGCACCGAGCAGUCCAGACCUGAACAGCCCCACACCUGUAACAUUUCACUCCCACCCCUCACCACCCCCCCUGGUGCCUAAUGAGUCUGAAUCAGCUGCGUCGGAGCAAGACCAGAACCUGGCGCGCUCUUUUAUGAGUCACUACAUGUCUCACAUGGGGAUUUCUAGAAGGAGGUUAAAAAAAGGCAGGUCUAUAACAGAGGAAACCUCCAGCAGCUCCAACAGAGGUUCUUUCACAGAAACGGACUCUCCUCAGGAGAAACCUUCCCAGAUGACAGCAGAGCAGCCCAGCCGCACGGAGGAAAAGAGUUUCAGACAGCAGCAGGCAGACAGUGUUUGUCUAGAGAAUGUGAAUAGGGACUUGCCAGUUCUGAGGAAUUAUGCAGACACAUUCUUGCGUAGUCUGGCUGCAUCCCAGUUUGAGAAGAAAAGGAAGCCACAGGUCGGCAGUGUGACCGAGAGUGUGUCAUCUACAGACCCCGAGACUUCAUCUGCUGAAGCUGAGCAGACAGUCUCCAGCUCAACCUCUGCAGGGUCUGUUAGUGGCCAGGAGAUCCAGUCGCAAGAGAUAAACUUGACCAGACACACCCUGGAGCAGCCAGGAAACACACCAUCCCACAAUGAAGCAGAGGGUGGUGUGCACCGUCGGGGCAGUACAACAGAACAGCACAGCACCCUCUCUAAUGACAGGAAGUUCAUGUUGGACAUGCUCUACUCCAAAAACAACACCAGCACGGGAGGUCUGAAAAGUCCCAGUCUGGAAAGUGCUCUAGAAGACAAUGGCAUCAGCAGUGUGGCUGGACGGCUCUCCAGACUGCAGUCUUGUUCCUCACAAUCCUCCGAUGACACGUCCAAGCGGGCAGAGUUGGAGAGCCUUGGAGGUAGCACUGAGACGGCUCGUGCGAGGCUGAAGCUGAGUCCACAGUACAGCAUUGAAGCAGAAAUGCACUCGCAGAGUUUGGAGAAGACGAUGAUGACACCGCUAUCCAGGGGUAGUCAGGAUACCUGGGGGCACCUGCAGCCCAGCUCCAGGCCUUUACACAUCAAAGAUCUCGACUUCACUGAUUUGAUGGAGGAGGAAGAUAUCGAUGUGCUGGAUAUAGACACUUUUGACAAUGCUUUUUCUCACGGAAUACCACCUCCUCCUCCCCCAGUGCCAGGGCUGGGCUCUGCUAUCCCACCUCCUCCCCCACCUCCUCCUGGGCCUGCGGGACUGGCUCCACCCCCUCCUCCACCGCCUCCACCCUUUGGAGGUUUGUGUGUGCCCCCUCCGCCUCCAGGAAUGCCUUCUCUGUCUCCGUCUCAGGGGAUUAAUCCAGCAUUUUUGACCAAACGGAAAACAGUUAAGCUGUUUUGGAAGGAGCUCAAACAGCCCGACAGUCCCAGGAAGUGCAGGUUUGGGCGGGGCACGGUGUGGGUCACGCUUGAUAAGGUUGCGGUUGAUACAGCAAAGCUGGAACACCUGUUUGAGUCCAAGGGAAAAGACCUACCUGUAGUGAAGAAAAGUCCAGAAGCCAAGAAAGGUGCCAUUCUGGUCCUUGAUCCUAAGAGAAGCAAUGCCAUCAACAUUGGCAUGACUGUUUUACCUGCUUUACAUGUCAUCAAGGCUGCCAUCCUUCACUUUGAUGAAUUUGCCAUCACUAAAGAGGGGAUUGAGAAAAUUCUGACUAUGACUCCGACAGAUGAAGAGAAGCAGAAGAUUCAGGAAGCCCAGCUGGCUAAUCCUGAUGUGCCUCUGGGUACAGCAGAGCAGUUUUUGCUCACUCUCUCCUCCAUCAAUAACCUCACAGCCCGAUUACAGCUCUGGGCUUUUAAAUUGAACUAUGACACCAUGGAGAAGGAGAUAGCAGAGCCCCUUUUUGACCUGAAACUGGGUAUGGAACAACUUGCCAAGAACAAAACCUUCAAGCAUAUCCUAGCAACACUAUUGGCCAUUGGCAACUUUCUCAAUAGCUCCAAUGCUAAGGGUUUUGAGCUCAACUAUCUGGAGAAGGUAACUGAGGUGAAGGACACAGUACACCGACAGUCUCUGCUUCAUCAUACCUGCAAUUUUGUAGUAGAAAACUAUCCAGAUACAACAGAUCUCUACUCUGAGAUCCCUGCCAUCACACAGUCUGCUAAAGUGGAUUUUGAGCAGUUAUCUGAAAACCUCGUUCAAUUGGAGAGAAAAUGCAAAAUGUCCUGGGACAACCUAAAAAUGGUGUCCAAACAUGAGACUAAAGCACUUUUGAAAAACAAGAUGACAGAAUUCCUGAAAGACUGUACUGAGAGGAUUAUCAUACUGAAGGUCGUGCAUAGACGCAUUAUUAACAGGUUUCACUCUUUCCUGCUUUACCUGGGUCAACCCUCAUUCUCGGUGCGGGACACAAAAGUAACUCAGUUCUGUAAGAUCAUCAGUGAGUUUGCCCUUGAAUUCCGCACCACCAGAGAGAGAGCCCUCACACAAAAAAGCAAAAGAGCCGCCCACCGGGAACGCACAAAAACCAGGGGCAAGCUGAUCACAGAGACAGAGAAGUUUUCUGGAGCGGUACCAGCUUUCUCUCAGGACAGCCCGUCUCGUGUAUCCUCAACACUAGAACCAGAGCCAGCCGAAGAGGAGCAUGAAAACAUGAAGAACUUGCUCAUCGCCAGUGAUGACAAGAGCAAACUGCGCAGGAGUCGUGCUGUCAGAAAGAUUUUGACCUCUGGUGUUGACACUUCUCCCACAUCACCAACUCUUCAGGGAGAUGAUGAAGAGGAGUCUUAUGACUCUGACAGUUCUCCUACUUCACCAGUAGAGAGCCAAACAACAGAGGACAUAUAUGAUGAAGGUGUAGGCAGACUUAGUACGAACAUGUCCGUAGCCAAAGAGGACGGUGCCAACUCACAAGACGACGCCACAGAUGAGAUCAUGGAUCGUCUGGUCAUGUCCGUCACCCAGAAUCCUACUGCAAGGUCGUCUAGCCCAAAAACACGCAAACGUUCCCGGCUUAACAGAAAGUCAUUGCGGAGGACUCUGAAGAGUGGGUUGACUGUGGAUGUGGUUCAAGCCCUUGGCCUCAGCAGUCCUAAUGGGAACGUUUGAAGCUGGCAACACUUUUUAUAAACACUUGUAGGGCAGCGAUGAGGUUAUGAAGAGACCUGCUUUGAUGACAGGACGAACUGUGCUGACAAAGGGAUGUUUAUUGAGGACUGUUUCAGGAAUGCCUGCAACUAAACUUUUACCAGUCGAAACCGUUCACUGGAUACAGUAAAUUAUGUACUUUCUUUUUUAACACACAAAAGUGCUUUUAAAUGGCAUUACUGUGUUGACAAACACAUCAGCUGCAUACAUGCCAUCCAUUAGACAUAUCUUGUUUAGAUUGGUACAGUUUUGAAUUGCAUAGUAUUACAUAAAAGCCUAAGUUUACUGAUGUAGCAUAAAAGCAAAUAUGAAGCAGUGAUGCUUAUUAUUCUCACCAGAUAAUGAAUUUAUUAUUUUGAUUAAAGCAUUUGUGUAAUACAUGGAUAAGAGCGUAAUGUACAGUAUCAGUCAAAAUGGACUGAUGUAAGGUUUUUAAGGGUGCGAGCCCAAAUGAAGAACACAUUUUAACAAGCAGUUUUAAAGAUGGAUCUUUUUUAGUUUUAGAGGUGACCUUCCUAUUUCUGUUUUAAUGGUUUAAGAUUGGAAGCCAGAAACUGGUCAUGGAUCAGUGCAAUAGGGUUACUCAAACACUGGGUUCUUGGGCACAUUAUAUCUUGGUGAUAUUUGGUAAAUAUGUGUAUAGAAGGCAAACCGAUGUGAUUAUGGUUAGUAUGCAACAGUACAUCCUGAGUUCCAAGGAGAUCUUGUUUAGAGACGAUAAACUAGCUCAUGCGUUUUAUCUUUUAUCACGGCUCUCCCUUGUUAGGUUUGUGGAUGCUACAACAUACUGCUGUAUCAUGUUUCUGUCCUAUUAUUUAUUAUUGUCUUCUGGAGUCAAGAGAAUUAUGUUCUUCAAAGGUUCUCAUUAUAAUUCACCUAAAAAACUGUCUGAAACUCUUUAUUUUUUUAGUUAUGCCACUGUGACUGUUAUAAUAAAUGUUUGCAUGGAGCACUCCGUCUCAGUGAGGUGUCAUGUUGAAGGUAGAGCACUUUUAUUGGUGCUUUUAUUCUGUUACAGGAUACACAUUUUGUUUGUUUGCAUUGCUUUUUUUGCACAGGGGGUUCUGCGGUAGGAAUUUAGAGUUCUGUAUCACUCCAUUGUUAUAUGUUAAACUGUAUUACUGGAUUUUUUUCAUAACCUGUUUGCACGAGUGCAUGUGUUCUUCAAUCUGAAUGUUUCACUUUAAGUGUUCCAGUGAUUUGGAUUCAUAUUCAUCACCACUUCAUAUUCAGCACAAGUGGAGCAGACGUAUAAUGUCAUAGAUUGUAAAUGAACAUGUCACUACUCUCUACUAUUUAAACAUGUGUGAUAUGUACAGAGGCUUGUUCAAAAUGAAAUGAAAAUGUUUUAUUAGGAGCAAGGUAUUUCUGUCUUCUUUAUGUAUAUCCUAACAUUUUUGGUUGAUGUAGCCUAACGAUGUCCAGAUGUUUGAGAAUUAUAAAUGCUUUUAAGAUACA
Molecule: messenger RNA, 5919 nt
Organism: Triplophysa dalaica
Lineage: Eukaryota; Metazoa; Chordata; Actinopteri; Cypriniformes; Nemacheilidae
Gene: fhod1
Product: formin homology 2 domain containing 1
Exons: 29
Coding region: 154-4422 (1422 amino acids)
Biological process (GO): actin filament network formation; cortical actin cytoskeleton organization
Cellular component (GO): cytoskeleton; cytoplasm
Molecular function (GO): actin filament binding
Source: RefSeq, a predicted model, not a curated record